Molecule: messenger RNA, 4463 nt
Organism: Onychostoma macrolepis
Lineage: Eukaryota; Metazoa; Chordata; Actinopteri; Cypriniformes; Cyprinidae
Exons: 17
Coding region: 959-4114 (1051 amino acids)
Source: RefSeq, a predicted model, not a curated record
UCAUCUCUUCGCUGGUGUUUGAAUAUGUUUUGAUCAUUUUUUUUUUCAAUGUCUCUCUUGUUGUGUGCUAUGAUGAUGAUCUCUUGAAGCUUUUUAAUGCGAGAUCACCUUUGGAUUUCUUUGAUGCUGGACUAUUAGUGUGUGACCAUAUACACUAUAUUGCCAAAAGUAUUGGGUCACCCCCUUCUAAUGAACAGGUUUGACUAAAUCAAUCAUUUCUUUUUGAACCUUGCCUUAUACACAGAGGCAUUGUCAUGUUAGAAUAGAAAACGGUCCUGUCCAAACUGUGGCUUUAAAAUUAGAAGCACACAAUUCUCUAGAAUAUCAUUAUAUGCGUAAACAAAGAUUUGUACUCAUGGAAAUUACUAAAGUGGUCAAACCUGUUCAUUAGAAGGGGGUGACCCAAUACUUUUGGCAAUAUAGUGUAUAAAGCCACAUUAUCAACAAACAAGUGUUUAAUUAUUUUAAAAAUACAGCGUUCUUUAAAUUUCCUUAAAAGUAGAAAUCAUCUCAGAAAUAAUAUGUAGGCCUACUUUCAAUGUGGUUUGGUCAUUCAGUAAAUUGUUAGAUUACAGUAUAUCCUCUUAUUCACGGUCAUAAACACAUCCUGAAAGACUCUCCUCUUUACUUUUUCCUGCUGCAGCAUUAGUCUGCUGAUAGCAGCAUUUAGACACCUCCAUUAGAGGGGGUUUCAUUUUCUGAAUAGUUUUGAGUUUUGACAGAACUAACCACUGCCACAGGAAGUGAGCUUCACGCUUCGAUAGCAGAAUUAACAUAUCUCUUUAUCUCUACCAGGAAUGUGUGCUUUUUGCCUAUUUCUUUUAUGUCUGUAAGUUUAACUAUGCAAAUAUGACGAGUUAGAAAUACACAUUGGUGAAGUUCUCCUUUUGUUUCUCGGUUUGAACGUUUUUAAGACACCCAUUGAGAACAACGGAUUCGAUUUGAAGCAGCAGACAGAAUGAUGGUUCCUGAAGGGAUUUCUCUACUUCUGUUUGUUCUUCUUGCCGGCUCCAGCACUGGCUCAAAUGAAGAGCUAAUAAAAGUGCCUGAAAAAACAGUAACAGCAUAUGAAGGGUCAUCUGUGACCAUCCCCUGUUCUUACAAAAAAUUAAAGGAAAAACAAUAUACACUGCUGUGGUUUAAAGAUCCAAUUUAUAGCAAAGAAAAGGUGUUUGACGGGACUAUUGUAUACAGUAGCACAAAAGAACGUCCCCAGUCUCCGGAUUACUCCAACAGAGUGAUAUACAUCACUAAUGCAACAUCACAAGGAAACAAACAAGAGUAUUGGAUAAAAUGUGAUUUAAGAAUCACCAAUCUGCAAAAGACAGACAGUGGAAACUACAGCUUUAGAUUUGUUUCAGACACAAGGUUCAUGAGUAAAGCUCUGUCUCUCAAAGUUGAAGAGAAUCAUUGUAAGGUGCACAUUGAACAAUCAGAGCUGAAGAAUCCACUCAAAGAGUCAGAAGAGUUCACUGUUCGCUGUUCUACAUCUGAUUCCUGCAAUUAUCCUGAGUGGCUCGUCCAUACAUCAGAACAAAAGCAAGAAUGGACAUCCUCCUUGUCAAAUGAUCCGAUUAUAGAGACUGAAGAGGCAAAAGAAGGCAGAAAGGUCACCCAAUUACAGCUCAAAGCGACAUGGAAGGACGACAACAGGACUCUGUCUUGUCGCCCAGGGAAGAGUGAGGAUAGCUGGCAGAUCAAGAACAUCACACUGUCUGUGGAACAUGCACCUAAAGAGACCAAAGCAACAGUGAGCUCUGAGGAUGUAAAGGAGGGAGAUUCUGUCACUCUCUCCUGCACCAGCAGAGGUCGCCCUGAUGUCAGCUUCACAUGGUUCAAAAAAACAAUAAAAAUAGAAAACUCUCAACAAAUGUCUGACUUGAAACUAAUUAAAGUGAAACCAGAAGACAGUGGAGAAUAUUACUGUGAAGCUAAAAACAAGCAUGGAGCAGAGAAAUCAAAUAUCAUUACAAUCGAUGUGAAAUAUGGUCCAAAAGAGGUCACAGUGGAACCUCAGGGCAGCAUUAUUGAUCUCAAUGAGGGAGACAAACUGACACUUAAGUGUUCGGUGAAGACAAGUAACCCACCAGCCAAGCAGUUUUCAUGGUACAAUAACAACCAGGUGCAACAACAAACUAGUGAGACAUUAACCAUCAUUAAAGUGACAGCAGAUGAUAGAGGAUCUUACCAUUGCAAGGCCAGUAAUGAUAUUAAAACAGCACAGUCAAAUAACAUUACAGUAUCUGUAAAGUAUUCACCAAGAAACAUCAAAAUAGAGGGCACAACCUCUGUAAAAGUGGGCACUCCACUGACUUUGACAUGCUCGGCUGAUGCUGACCCUCUGCCACACAUGUACACAUGGAAGCACACACCUGGACUGUCUUCUUUCCCGUUAUCAAUGAAAACUGGACAGUUAAACAUUAAGAACAUGACCGUUCAACAUGCAGGGCAGUACUCAUGUGAUGUUAACAACACUAUUGGUACAAGAUCACACACCAUUAAAGUUGAUGUGCUUUAUCCUCCAUCUAAUCUCAGUUUGAUCAUGAAGAGGGAAGUGAGAGAGUUUGAAGUGAUCUCCAUUAUCUGCACGGUUCAAAGCUUCCCUGAGUCAAACCUCACAAUGACAGGACCUCUAGGUGAUCUGAGACAUAUUCAGAACAAUCGAGGGAACAGCACAGCAUCUGCAAACAUGCUGACUGUCUACUUGAAUGUCACAGAUUCAGAUGCAGGAAUGUACUCGUGCAAUGCAAAAAAUAAAGAGGGAAAAGAAGAUAUUAAACCAGAGCUAAAUGUGUUGUAUGUACCCAAAAAUGUGACUGUAAGUAUUAAAGGAGAACAAAAAUUUGGGUGUGAACUGACCCUUACAUGUGAGGCUCGUGCCAAUCCUGCUCCAUCCUCUUAUGAGUGGAAGAAACGCACCAAUGGAGAGUUAAAUAAUGUUAAACAGAAACCUGAACAGAGACUACGCUUUCAUUCUCUGGAAAUCUCUGACUCUGGUCAGUACGUCUGUAUUGCUCAUAAUGCCAUUGGAAAAACAGAAUCUCCUUCUGUAAAUAUCAAGGUGAAAUAUGCUCCAAAUAUAAAUAUUGUCCAUAACAAGACUCAGGGAAAUAAUGAGAUUCCAGUCUAUCUGACCUGCAGUGCAGAUGCGUAUCCUCCUGCCACUGACUACAAAUGGUAUAGAGAGGACGACAACACAACCGUACUGUUACAUCACCAGAACUUCACUGUUCAGCCUCAGAACCCAGGAAAGUAUUACUGUACAGCAGCCAAUGAAAUCGGAAAAUCACGAUCCGAACACAUCAAGUUAUUCAUCAACAAUAACUCUCUUACGGUGUUCUACCAGAUCAUCUUACCCAUCAUUCUCCUGCUGAUUCUCAUUGUUAUAGCCAUCUUUCUGAUACGCAGGACUAUCAUCAAGGCAAGAUCAGAUCAGCAGAGUGGAGCAGAUUAUCCAUUGUGCUUUUUUCCAGUAUUCCUGUCACGCUCUUCCACACUGACAAACUUACUAUUAUUGAGAUCACGUAAUAAUACCCAGGAGGAUCUGUCAGUGGAGAGCAUUCCUGAUCCAGGUUAUGGAAGGGUUAAUCAAUCACAUCCUACACCCAAUUCCCAAGAUCCUACGCGAGCACAGGACCUUAAUCUGAGGCCAAAAUCUGAUAUCCACACGGUGUAUUCUGCUAUUAAACUGCCACAAAUUAAACAGACAAGACAGUCCCCAAAACAACAAAAAACUGGAUAUAUGGACAAUGGUGCAGCUACAUCUACCCUAAACUAUGUCACUAUUGAUUUCAAGGGGCAAAAUGAGCCAGAAAAAAGAGUACCUGAAGGAUCAGCAGUCUACGCUAUGUUGUCAAAAAAUAAGCAGACAACGAAUUCCCAGUCGGAAAAUCCAGAUUAUGAGAAUGUUUCUUCUGCAUGUGUGCCAAAACUUCCAUUCACAAAUAUGGACUGGGAUUCUGAUACCAGUGAAGAAGAUGAAGUGAAUUACUCCACUGUGUCUUCUGCUGCCAAGCCUGCUGUUAAAGAACCCAAACAUAACCAGAAGAGCCGCCUUAGCAGUUCAAGCUCUGAUGAUGAGGACAGAACUGAAUAUUCAGCCAUUAAAACGUAAACACAAGGAGUUUCCAAUUUAAGUAUUGUAUCCUUAAUCUGUAUUAUAGUUAUAGUAUUAGUCUAUAAUAUUAUUUGAAAGUGAAAAUAUUAUAUAAAUUAUGAUUCUAUAAGUGUGCCUUCUACGCCUUCACUUUUUAUUUUUGCAGUGCAUUAAUAUAAUAUUGAUAAAUAUAAUUAAUAAUGUUUUAAAAAUGCUAUUUUAUUAUGUAUCAAUGUACCGUUUCACUACAUUGUGUGAAAUGCAACAAUAUAGCUUUGUAAUUUCAUUAAACAUUUGUAUUUGCCACUGCUGAACUGCCAAGCUGAGAACAUUUGACUGAUUCCAUAAAACUGUGAAUUAAAAAAAA